Messenger RNA from Orcinus orca (killer whale), 1797 nucleotides. RefSeq names its product paired box 2 (gene PAX2). NCBI's taxonomy places the organism in Eukaryota, Metazoa, Chordata, Mammalia, Artiodactyla, Delphinidae. The record is from RefSeq and is a predicted model, not a curated record. Gene Ontology annotation, molecular function: DNA-binding transcription factor activity, RNA polymerase II-specific; RNA polymerase II cis-regulatory region sequence-specific DNA binding. Gene Ontology annotation, biological process: anatomical structure development; regulation of transcription by RNA polymerase II.
AUGCCCGGUCCCUGCUGUGUGUGGGGUGUUGUUUUUUUUUCUUGUCUCUCCCCAGCAGGGCACGGGGGUGUGAACCAGCUUGGGGGGGUGUUUGUGAAUGGCAGGCCCCUGCCCGACGUGGUGAGGCAGCGCAUCGUGGAGCUGGCCCACCAGGGUGUGCGGCCCUGCGACAUCUCCCGGCAGCUGCGGGUCAGCCACGGCUGUGUCAGCAAAAUCCUGGGCAGGUACUACGAGACCGGCAGCAUCAAGCCCGGAGUGAUCGGCGGCUCCAAGCCCAAAGUGGCAACACCCAAAGUUGUGGACAAGAUUGCUGAAUACAAGCGACAGAACCCGACUAUGUUCGCCUGGGAGAUCCGGGACCGGCUCCUGGCGGAGGGCAUCUGUGACAAUGACACAGUGCCCAGCGUCUCUUCCAUCAACAGGAUCAUCCGGACCAAAGUUCAGCAGCCUUUCCACCCAACGCCGGAUGGAGCCGGGACCGGAGUGACUGCCCCUGGCCACACCAUCGUUCCCAGUACGGCCUCCCCUCCUGUUUCCAGCACCUCCAAUGAUCCGGUGGGAUCCUACUCCAUCAAUGGGAUCCUGGGGAUCCCUCGCUCCAAUGGCGAGAAGAGGAAACGUGAUGAAGAUGUGUCUGAGGGCUCAGUCCCCAAUGGAGAUUCCCAGAGUGGCGUGGACAGUUUGCGGAAGCACUUGCGAGCUGACACCUUCACCCAGCAGCAGCUAGAAGCUUUGGAUCGGGUCUUUGAGCGUCCUUCCUACCCUGACGUCUUCCAGGCAUCAGAGCACAUCAAAUCAGAGCAGGGGAACGAGUACUCCCUCCCAGCACUGACCCCUGGGCUUGAUGAAGUCAAGUCGAGUCUAUCUGCAUCCACCAACCCCGAGCUGGGCAGCAACGUGUCGGGCACGCAGACAUACCCCGUUGUGACCGGUCGUGACAUGGCGAGCACCACUCUGCCUGGUUACCCCCCUCACGUGCCCCCCACUGGCCAGGGAAGCUACCCCACCUCCACCCUGGCAGGAAUGGUGCCUGGGAGCGAGUUCUCCGGCAACCCGUACAGCCAUCCCCAGUACACGGCCUACAACGAGGCUUGGAGAUUCAGCAACCCCGCCUUACUAAUGCCGCCCCCCGGGGCUCCGCCCCUGCCGCUGCUGCCGCUGCCUAUGACCGCCACUAGUUACCGCGGGGACCACAUCAAGCUUCAGGCCGACAGCUUUGGCCUCCACAUCGUCCCCGUCUGACCGCCCACCCCGGAGGGAGGGAGGAUCGACGCGACAAGAAGCCUCCCGGCCACCGCCCCAGACCCACCCCAUCCCAGGACCCCUACAGCCCUUCACUUCACCCCGUCGAAGGCCGGACAGGACGGGUGGAGCCGCGGGCGGGACCCUCAGGCCCGGGCCCGCCGCCCCCAAUCCCGCCCGCCGCCCCUCCCCGCCUGCCUGGACAACGCGGCGUCGCGAGGAGGGUCCGACACAGCUCAUCCCCGCCUCGCCCGAGCCGACCCGGGAGUCGACCAGCCACACCGCCGGACUCUGGCCGGGCCCGCCGCUGCGCGGGGGACACGUUUCUGUGACACACAAUCAGCGCGGACUGCAGCGCGGCCCAGCCCCGGAGCAGCCCGCCUCGGACGCUCCGGCGCCGGGAGGCUUCGCUGGGCAAAGGAAAUUAAGAACAAAACGAUGUUCUGCAGAAGGGGGAACAGCCUCCCACCAAGUCCCCGGGAAAAAGUCCGCACCCCGGCGCCAACCGGACUGCUCCCACCUCUGCCCAGAAGGUGGAAUGGAAUGGGGGCGUGA